AUGUGUCUCUUCAUCGGCGCGGCUUUCGCUAUGCUGAGCCAUUUUGGACGGCUCCGCUGGCUCGCCAGCUAUAGCCGACAUCUGGUCUUCGAGUGCGCUUCGAGUGCGCUUCGUGCUCUCGUGCUCUCGUGCUCUGUCGGCCACCCUGCGAGGACUUCAAGCCAGAUAUCGUGCUCAGUCAAUCUAUGGUGGUUUCCUGAAAUGCUAGCGGCCCGAAAAUCUUUGAUGGGUUUAAUGAGUAGAUGUCCCAGGGCGUGGGGCAUCAAGCAGACAGCAGGAAUUAGCGGCCUUGGAGAGCAUCAAGAAUGGGGUUCUCGCCACAAUAAUGAGCAGAAUUUCAGGUUCAGCCGAUCCCAGUUGCAGAAAGAGGCAGAAAACUAG
Molecule: messenger RNA, 381 nt
Organism: Aspergillus nidulans FGSC A4
Lineage: Eukaryota; Fungi; Ascomycota; Eurotiomycetes; Eurotiales; Aspergillaceae
Exons: 2
Coding region: 1-381 (126 amino acids)
Source: RefSeq, a predicted model, not a curated record